GGCCGGGGCGGGGCGCGCACCGGGAGAAGGAGCCGCCCGGGAGCGGAGCGGGGCGCGUUCGGGUGCCUGGCUCGCUCCACGCCCGCUGGCGGCCGGAGUUUGCGCUCCGGGGGCUCGGCGGCGCGACGCCCCGGGAUGGGGGCUCCGCGCUGGGCGCGGCUCUGCCUCCUGCUCCUGGCGGCGGUGACGCUCUGGGUGCUCCUGUGUGGGCACGACCGAGACGCGCAGGCUUCCCCGAAGCCCAGCCUGCUGCAGCAAGAGUCACUGCCAUUGGUGCCUGGAGGGAUGUCCCGAAAUGCCGGGAGCCAUGGCCUGAGCAGAGAAAGCAGCAUGGACAGAGAGAAGCCAUCUAAAUAUUCUUCGGAGCCUGGCAAGGCUAAAUCCACCAAGGAACAGGCCAGCUCGUGCCCCCAGUCACUGACGUCAAUAGUGAAGGCGGACCCCAGGUUCGGGAAGCUCUUUAGAUUCCACAUCCCAGUGCUGAUGUGGGCACGGCACUUCACCCAGGAGACCUGGGACAGACUGAAGGAGCGCAGCGUCCCGUAUGGCUGGCAGGGCUUGUCCAACACAGCCAUUGCCUCCACCUUGCAUCUGCUCAAUGACUCUGCCAACAGCUGGCUGUUCGACAAAGCCAGGUUCCCUGAAGGCUGCGUCCGCUGCGCCGUGGUCGGGAACGGAGGGAUUCUCAAUGGAUCCCGGCAAGGCAAGGAGAUAGAUGCCCAUGACUUUGUUUUCAGGCUAAAUGGGGCUGUGAUCAAAGGCUUUGAAGACGACGUCGGGACCAAGACAUCAUUCUAUGGUUUCACGGUGAACACAAUGAAGAAUUCCCUGAUCGCCUACAGAGAGUAUGGCUUCAUCCAGAUACCCCAGUCCAAGGACCUGCGGUAUAUUUUCAUCCCCUCGGACAUACGUGAUUACAUCAUGCUGAAGUCAGCCAUACUGGGCAGCCGUGUCCAAGAGGGUUAUGACAAAGGCGAUGACCCACGGACGUAUUUUGGACCAGAGGCAUCUGGAAAAAAGUUCAAGCUGCUGCACUCAGAUUUCAUACACUAUCUAACACUGAGAUUUCUGAGAUCUGAAAUAAUAAAUACUCAAUAUGGGUAUCUCUACAUGCCCAGUACUGGUGCCCUCAUGCUACUGACAGCCCUCCAUACCUGUGACCAGGUCAGUGCCUAUGGAUUUAUCACGGACAAUUACCGAGAGUUUUCAGACCACUACUAUGAGCGAAAGAAGAAGCCUCUGGUGUUCUAUGCCAACCAUGACAUGCUGCUGGAGGCGGAGCUGUGGAAGAGCCUGCACAGGGCAGGCAUCAUGAAGCUGUAUCAGCGGUGAGGCUGGGUGGCACAUCCCUUGGACUCUUGCUGUAACAAAAGUAGUUUUUCUCCUCUUCCCCAAGGGCUCCAUUCUCCCUGGCAGGGGCUGUCCAGAAUUCAUGGGCAAAGGUGGCAAACUGAGAGCUCACCCAAAGCCAGCCUUACAAGCAGGAGCAGAGGGCGAGUGCGUGAAUUGCAAGACUGCCUUCUGCAAGCCAGGGGUGCUGCCUGGAGGAUUUUGCUCAGAUGGCAAAGCAAGUGGGGUGAGGUCUCUCUCCAAGGAACCUGCUGAUUGGCUCGAGCCAACAAAUCCCAGACCCUGCCUUUGUCCCAGAAAUGCCCCGGUUCCUCCCAUCAAAUACGACACCUGCAAGGAGCAACUUCUGACACUGGGAAACGAAGAGGGGAUUUCAGAAGCAAUAAGCCUGAAUGUUCGAUGUGCGUCUCCCAAAGGGGCGUGAUAGCCCUGAGAGAAGACGCUCGCUCCCCAGCACAUUCCAGCUUCUCAUUGCCUUCCUUUGAGUAUUACAUGCAGAGCACAGAAUGUGGCUGUGGAAAAUACCCAGCCUGCCCGUCCCACCUUUCCAUCACACACUGAUGCCAGUCUGCCACAACCCCGAAGAGCCUAAUUUGUUGUGUUCAAACUCCUUCAUGGAGGGACACAUCACAGCCACAAUCCUAUAGCUGAGACCACCUGGAUGGAGCUUGUGGACAUUGCUCCUCAAUAGAUUGGGUGGGUAGGUGAAGAGCAUUGUGGCCAGGCAGCCUUAACUGUAUGAAGGCCCCCCAAGCCAACAUAUGCACAUACACUCCACUUUCCAGACAGAUCUCCCAUCACUCGCAGCAUAUAGCAGAGGCUGACUGCCCUCUCCAACGUGUGCUUCAGCCACACUCCUGGGGCUUUCACUCCACAUUGAUGUCAACAGGUGAGGGUGGGGUUGUCAUACUUAAUUAGGCCCCCCACAGGAAAUUGGGGCAGGUGGACCUGGUCAAAUGGGAGGAGUUGAACUAUGCAUUAUUUUGCAUUGCAAACCUAGGGGCACUGUGUAUAUUCAGAGGAGGAGCCCCAGCCCUUGUACAGAUGGAUGGAACCCACCACUCCAUUACUUAAUACUAAAUCCCCCUCAAGCUAAAUAAAAAACCCAACUAGCCAGCAGUAAGGAGGGAAAAUUCUUUAACCAUGAAGCUACAUUUUGUAAGUUAAUUACAUGUAACUAGGAAGAGUAGAUCAGCAACAGGUUGGUUUUGUUCUACAGGGAGGUUGCAAUGACUAGUGAUGGAUGGAUGCUAAAGCACAAUGGAGGAGUGUAAUUUGAAACAUUUUCCCACUCUGUAUAAUUGCAUAAAUGUUGAAUGAUCUUUUAUGUUUUCUUUUGUUGUUUUGGGUUGGGGUGGGGGAAGGGGGUAGAAUAUGACUGGCAGAGGCUGGCACUGAAAGCAGAGCAACAAUACAGUGUGUGGCUGGACACGAGAGGAGUCUGAUCUGGGGGUACGGCUGCAGUGAAUUUCUACACAGGAGGGGAGUGUGAACAGUUCUGAACUCCAUGAGCGACAAGUGCUGCCAAAGGCUGAUGAACGUGAUCCUAACGCGCACAGGCAGGGACUCAGCCCCCACUUGCUUUGCUCUAAGCCCAAGAAUUAACAUUUUAAAAAAUAAAUAGUUUAUUUGUCCUAGUCAUCCUUGUAAAACAGCACUCAGUGCUGCAGAUUGUAACAGGGGAACAGCUAGGAUACAAGACUAGGUAUCGGGAGACCCAGAAACUCAACCUCGCUGUGCCACUGUGUCUGUUCUCAGGUUUGAUUUUAUGUAUUGCAAGAUACAGAAACUAGCAGUGUUCAGACUGACUCAUUCCAUAUCUGUAAAGCACAUACACAUUAUCUGCCUUUAACAGAUGGGGGAUGUGAAUUGUCCAAGUCCACAUCAGUGCCCAACAUGGAUGAUCUAGAACUUUAGCUCAGUUAGGGAACAGUUCUACUAUACCCUCCUGGUGCAAGCAGAUCUCUUGCCUUCUAUAGGGGUAGGUUAGUCAUGGAAGGCUGUAACCAUAUCUGAAAACUGUUCCAGCCAUAAGCCCCUGUGUGGAGGGCCUUACAUUCUCAAAGCCCUGUAAAGUGCUGCAUGUUACUAGCGUUUUCUAUAGCCUGGUGAUGUAGCCUCUUUUAGUAAUGAGGGACUCACCCUUCUCCUUACAGUCAUAUAGCAUAGAGUCUGAUGUAUCAUAGGUGAAAGGGCUGGUUAGACUCACUUAAGUUUGGGUUUAGAACAUCACUAAAACUCAGACACCUGACAUUUUUGAUGAUUUAUUUCUGAAAGCUAAAACCUCCUUGGUCAACAGCUCUCUUCUCCAGCCAGCCCUGUUGGAGGAAAAAACAAAACAGGAUCUAGUCAGUAAAGGAAAACAUUAACAAGCCCCUUUCUUCUGUGCUGUCAAAUUUAUUGUUAAACAAACAAACAAACAAAAAAAAAAAAAAAGAGUAGGGAAGGUGGCCAAGCGCCAAGGACACAAAGGAGCCAUCCAUCUUUAUUUUACCAGGAAUACAAAGAAGAUCGUUUGAGGAGGUUGGCAAGACUUAACUGAAAUGAUGGACAGGCCAGUUCUUGCUCUAUUACUGACUGGCAUGAUAAAGACCUGCACUUUAUCAGAUGCAAGGCUGGUCCUGUCAAUGUCACAGCUAGUCUCACUGGAGCCAUGUUCCUAGCACUCCAAGCAAUUGUCCCUUUUCAGCACUUGAGUCUCAGACCCAUUCUUGCCUUAACAGACACCACGGAGCUGUGUCAAACUUAACAGCAAAGAGGAAACCCUGCAGUUAUGUGUUGGUGACGUCACCUGUGGGUAUCAGGUACCAAAUGAGAAGUACUGAGAAAUAAGGACUAUAUAGGAGACAGACUGACUGAGACCUUGCUUCAGAUCAUUCUUCCUUUUUUGCAGCAGCAUCCUGAAGUUAGAGACUUAUCAAAGUCAACUGACAUGCAAAGUCUGCAAAAAACAGCUGCUAUCUAGAUAUUGCAAAUAAGAUUUAUGUUGAACCAAUUCCUGAAUCUCCACAAGUACUGAACACUGUUUACUUUUAUUUUCUAUUUCUAGCCUCUCUUUUGUUUUAUUUGCAACCUGGGAGCAGACAGCUCCAGUUUCUUACUCAAUAAAUUAUGCCUUCUAAUUAAA
Trachemys scripta elegans is the source of this 4477-nucleotide messenger RNA. RefSeq names its product ST6 N-acetylgalactosaminide alpha-2,6-sialyltransferase 2 (gene ST6GALNAC2). The record is from RefSeq and is a predicted model, not a curated record. Bases 136 to 1332 code for a protein of 398 amino acids. The transcript is spliced from 10 exons. Lineage: Eukaryota; Metazoa; Chordata; Testudines; Emydidae. Gene Ontology annotation, molecular function: sialyltransferase activity.